Fusarium poae is the source of this 1791-nucleotide messenger RNA. RefSeq lists its product as uncharacterized. Lineage: Eukaryota; Fungi; Ascomycota; Sordariomycetes; Hypocreales; Nectriaceae. Gene Ontology annotation, biological process: regulation of DNA-templated transcription. The coding region runs from base 1 to 1791 and encodes 596 amino acids. The transcript is spliced from 6 exons. The record is from RefSeq and is a predicted model, not a curated record. Gene Ontology annotation, molecular function: DNA-binding transcription factor activity, RNA polymerase II-specific; zinc ion binding.
AUGUCGACUGCGUAUAGGCCAAUCAAACCCGCCCUUUCAAAGGAUGGGAACUUUGGAAAGGAACCCCAAGAUCGGGCUGCAUCAAAGAGGAAUGGCAUAAUCAAAUCAGCUUGCUUGGAGUGCCGAAAACGGAAAUCCAAGUGCAAUGGACUCAAGCCUACAUGUGCAAACUGUGCCAAAUGGGGUGUGGAAUGCAUAUACGACUCGGAUGUUCGGGAUGCAAAACUCAGAAAUCUUCAAAGCAUCAAUGAGAGCCUCGAAGCAGAAUUGGAGGCUGCAAAGACCCUUCUGAUACAGGUAGCUUCUGGGCCGGAUCGAAUCAGAAGCAUCGUGUUGGAGCUUUUACAGAAUGCCAAGGAACCGUUGGAGAUAUUAGAAGUACUCAGCGACGCUGGAGGCAUUGACGUUACAAUGGAAGACUCACAAGUUCCUGGCGAGACGACUAUUCCGCCUCUUUCGACAGAAGGUGUUUUACAUCAUGCAGAGUCCUUUGCUGUAUCCAACUCUGGGUUAGCAGAGAAUGGUUUCGAGUAUUCGUCAAUGACACAAGCAACCUUUUAUCAAUCGCAUCCAGAUACAACCACAAACAUCCCCGUGUAUCCUAUAUCACAAGUAAAGGACGGCUCGCCAGGUCUCCAACAACCACAAAAUCUCCAGUCUCAGGCUCAGGCAACAAUACCAAUGCGCAGUAAGAUAGAAGGCUCGCCUGAUUCAAUCCAACUCGAAAACAAUCCCAGUACGAUAUCGCGUCAGCCAGGAAAACAAAGUCUUUUCUUCGAACCGUUGUUCAACCACGAUGACUUCCUACUUACAACAGCGACUGAUGCACCAGGACGAAGCCCUCAUAAUAGCCAACACGGGACAGUAAACCAUAUCAAUGAACAGUCUCCACUGAUGUAUGAAGGGCCGACUCGUUCAAUGCAGACCGCUACAACGGGCAUCGACAGCUAUAUAUCACCCCAAUCGAAUCUUGAAGCAAAUAGCGAACAAGCGUUAUCCUCAUCGCUCGACAUCCAGCCAAACUUUCGAAAUCACUUCAACAAUUUAUCUCUCUCAAGCAGCAUCCGAGCAAACGGGUACCCUGGAAGCAUUCAAGACGCGCAGAUACGCAACAUCUUUGUCCCCGAUUGGGCUGCCACCUCGCUUAACACCAUACCAGACCCGGGACAUCUCGAUGAUGCGUUUGGAGAUAUUUACAAACGAGGAACCAGCCUUUUGCAGAGUGGAGAACCGGUACAUCGAAUCGCUGGUCACCAUCCCAAUGUUGCAGCGCUAUAUGACCAGCAAGAGUUUGAUAGAUCGUGUCUUUUGUCACAGUGGGCAGCGAGAAUGGUGCAUAGCGUUAAGCAUCAAGGAUACGAUUUCACUUGCUUUGCAUCCAUGAAUGUAUUCUGGUAUAUGAUGAGAUGGAUGAUUGACCCUACACCAGAGUCAUAUGCUGCCAUGCCAGAGUGGAUUAGACCGACGUCCCAUCAGCUGUUUACACCUCAUAUCAGCAUGGCGGACUUUGUGCUAUGGCCAGGAUUCCGCGACCUCGUUGUACAACUACCGCAGCUUCAGCAACGUAUGGAAUGGCUCGCAGAUAUGUCGUUGUUCAUCAAGUGCGACUGGCCUUAUACCCUCGAGCAGGCGUUGUAUAGAAAUCCUGUCUCUGAGAGAGUGGAUCUUACGGAUCUAGCAAAGCAGCAUGUUUGGACACUAGGAUGCUGGUCUGUGGGACCUUCUUUUAGAAGAUUUUUACCUAAUGCGGAUUCGUAUCUUCUAGUACGACCGGAAGAGCAACCUGUAUAA